AUGCAUUUUCAAGGUGGAUACACACACCCAGCUGCGGGCCGAGAUGGAUGGAUGGAUGGAUUGAUGGAGCGGCGGCGGCGCCACGGCGAGGGAGCUUCGUCGACACAAUGGGCGGACGUCUCUCCAAUCGGUGGACGAGGGGGAUUCACUGGUUAUGGAAAUAGUGGCGGAGGCGCGACCGCCACUAACGGCUACGAUUAUGGGAGCCAACAAGUGAAUGGGUACACUAUGCCACCACCAGGAUAUGGGCAAACGAUGCAAUUCACUACCUCCAACGGUGGACCAAUUCCUAGCUAUCAAAAUGGAUAUCAUCCGCAGCAGCACAACAUGUAUUCUCAAAAUGGGUAUGUUCAACAGCAGUCUGCUUGUGCGGUAAAUGGCGUGAACUCGGACUUCACCAACGGAGUCACGGCCGGAUAUGUGACGAAAGGUUUUGGUGGAACGUUUGAUCCCAAAGAGAAAAACUGCGGUGAUUUUGCGGGGAAUUGGAACUGCCAAUCAGCUGGAACAGAUUCUGUGGAAAAGCAACUGUUCAGUAACAUGAAUAGUGGAAUCAAUUUUGACAAUUAUGAGAGCAUCCCAGUUGAAGUCAGCGGCGAAAAUACACCUGAUCCCAUCCCUGCGUUUGCCGAUGCGAAAAUGCAUGAAUGGGUUCAGCAGAAUGUGGACAAAAGUGGUUAUAAGAAGCCAACACCUGUCCAGAAAUAUUCCAUCCCUACACUUCUUGGUAACCGUGACCUCAUGUCAUGCGCUCAGACUGGGUCUGGAAAGACCGCCGCAUUCCUUCUCCCAAUCAUUCAUCACAUUCUUGUAGACGGUCCUGAUGCGAUUCGGCCUUCUUCAAUGUCAAACACGGGUCGACGAACUUUUUAUCCUGCUGCCCUUGUUCUUGCUCCUACUAGAGAAUUGGCCAUACAGAUACACAAGGAAGCUGCAAAAUUCAGUUAUCGUACGAACAUCAUCACCGCAAUACUAUAUGGCGGUCGUGAGAACUAUCGCGAGCAAAUCAAUCGCCUGCGUGGAGGAUGUCACAUCCUCAUUGCUACGCCUGGUCGCCUCAUUGAUAUUCUAGACCAGGGAUACAUUGGCUUAGCUGGGUGCCGUUAUUUAGUGCUAGACGAAGCAGAUCGUAUGCUAGAUAUGGGUUUUGAACCUCAGAUACGCAAAAUUGUUAGUCAAGGCAUGCCGCCUAAGUCAGAGCGUACUACCGCCAUGUUCAGUGCUACUUUCCCUAAGCAAAUUCAGACACUCGCGCAGGACUUUCUGAAGCCAAACUACGUAUUCCUAGCUGUUGGACGUGUAGGAUCUACCUCAGAAAAUAUCGACCAACAAGUUCUAUUAGUAGAGGAGUUCGACAAACGCAAGAUGCUAUUGAAUAUCUUAUCUAGAGAGGGUAUAGAAAAUGAGUCACUGGUGCUUGUAUUCGUUGAAACCAAGCGUGGAGCCAAUGAGCUAGCUUAUGCUCUUCAACGGCAGCAGAUCAACGCCGUGGCAAUCCAUGGAGACUUGAAGCAGUUCGAACGCGAACGCAAUCUUGAGCUCUUCAGAAAUGGCACAAACCCUGUUCUAGUCGCUACUGCGGUGGCAGCACGAGGCCUAGACAUUCCAAAUGUCCGACAUGUCGUAAACUAUGAUCUCCCGGGUGAUAUUGACGAAUAUGUGCACCGCAUCGGAAGAACGGGUCGUUGUGGAAAUACUGGGCGAGCCACCAGCUUUUUCACAGAGAAGAAUCGAGCUCUUGCACGGGACUUGUCGCAGUUGUUGAGUGAAGCGAACAAGGAAGUCCCUGAUUUUCUCUUGCGAAUGGCUGCUGAAGGAAGAUCACAAGGCAACAAUCGCUCGGUUAAUCGUCGUUUUGGUGGUUCAGAUCAACGGCGUGGCGGAGGUGCUGGUGGUACUCGUGGAGGCUUCAGCGGUCCACCUGUUGUGCCACCAACUAUGCAGAAUGGCUUUGGACCAAAUUUCACAGUCAAUGCGAUGAACGGUUUUGCUCAACCCCCACGAGGUUUCGCUCCACAACAGAACGGAUUUUCACCGCAAAGUCGUUUCCCUCCCUCAUUCCCACGUGGAGCUGGUGCUCCAUUCAACGGUGUUCCUCCUGUAGGAUUCGGUCAGCCUGGCUUUAGCGCAAUGAUGGCUCGAGGAGGCUUUCAGCCUGCAAAUGGAUUCGUCCCUCCAGGCCCCCCUCCGCCAGGGGCCCCCUCGUUCCAGCAGCAAUCCCCUUAUGCGAACGGUCGAGGAUUUGCUAUCUUCUGUAGCAGCAUUUUACUUGUGUUGAGCAUUGAGAGAUCCUUGGUAGCUGGUUACUAUCACUUUGAUCUUAUCAAAAUGUUAACUGAUGUUCCGAUUUACUCGCUAUGA
Molecule: messenger RNA, 2361 nt
Organism: Cylicocyclus nassatus
Lineage: Eukaryota; Metazoa; Nematoda; Chromadorea; Rhabditida; Strongylidae
Source: the annotation of a GenBank genome assembly